Tauraco erythrolophus (red-crested turaco) is the source of this 1423-nucleotide messenger RNA. The record is from RefSeq and is a predicted model, not a curated record. NCBI's taxonomy places the organism in Eukaryota, Metazoa, Chordata, Aves, Musophagiformes, Musophagidae.
UCAAUUUUGGGGGUCCAAUGUGAAGUGCAGAAGCAGCUGAAGGCCUUUGUCACUCUUGAGCGCUUCGAACGGAUCUACAGCUCCAGCAUCGCCGGGUGCCAACAGGUCAAGAAGAACAAAAACUUUGCCUCUGGAGGCUCUAUCUUUGGCAAAGGCGUCAAGUUCGCCAUGAAGGAUGGGCGUGUGGCCACCGACAUUAUCAGUGUGGCCAAUGAGGAUGGACGGAGGAUCGCAGCCAUCCUGAACAACGCCCAUUACCUGGAGAACUUGCACUUCACCAUCGACGGGGUGGACACGCACUACUUCAUUAAGCAAGGGCCAUCAGAGGGUGACCUGUCCAUCUUGGGCCUCAGCGGUGGGCGGAGGACCCUGGAGAACGGCGUGAACGUGACGGUGUCCCAGAUCAACACAGUGCUGAGUGGAAGGACUAGACGUUACACGGACAUCCAGCUCCAGUACGGCGCGCUGUGUCUAAACACUCGCUACGGGACCACCUUGGACGAGGAGAAGGCCCGUGUCCUGGAGCUGGCCCGACAGCGCGCUGUCGCCCAAGCUUGGUCCCGGGAACAGCAGAGACUGCGGGAUGGGGAGGAGGGUAUUCGCUCAUGGACAGAAGGGGAGAAGCAACAAGUGCUAAAUACGGGCCGGGUACAGGGCUACGACGGCUAUUUUGUGAUCUCAGUGGAGCAGUACCCCGAACUCUCAGACAGCGCCAACAACAUCCACUUCAUGAGACAGAGCGAAAUGGGCAGAAGGUGACAGAGAGGGGCGAUGCGGUGACUUCUUGCCAAAGACAGCUACUCUUUUGUGGCCACUUACCUGACUGUGUUGUACUCGAUCCUUUUUCUAAACUGAGCAAGGCAGGGGGGGAGGAAAACAGAAAGAGAAGGAGUAAUAUGGUUGCACUGUAACUCAUGCAACAUACUUUUUUUUUUCCCCUCUUUCAUUUGGCCUUCACGCGUUUUUUGCAAUGAACAGAAGGUAUAUUUUACCGUAGUGUGAUCACAGUGAAAUUUACUGUCUCUUGUCCUCUUUUUUUUUCCCCCCCGCCUUUGUGAGGAAUUUGAAGUGGGGAAUCGUCAACGUACGUCCUUAGGUGUGAAGUGCAAAAUGGGUGUCUGUGCUAACUUGUGUCAUCCUAACCCGUUCUGAUUUGGGGCAGGGACAGAUAGCCUUCCACCCGAAACAUGGGGAGCCCGCGGCAUGCCGGAGAGCGCUUCCCAAGAAGAAAGGAAUGGAAGACGACGCUGAUUCCGAUACUCCGAAAGCGACCGUCCGAAUCACGUGCCUCAAAAGAGACCUUACAAGUAGUUUUCACGUUUCACUUGGGACAUAAAGUGUUUUUUUGGGGGGCUCCUGUUGAGCAGAAGUAGAUUCUAGAGGCAAAGGAGCUGAUUAUAUUAACUUGCAAGAUGAUUCUCUU